This is a messenger RNA of Macadamia integrifolia, 3966 nucleotides long. Its product is annotated as probable RNA helicase SDE3. NCBI's taxonomy places the organism in Eukaryota, Viridiplantae, Streptophyta, Magnoliopsida, Proteales, Proteaceae. Gene Ontology annotation, molecular function: RNA binding; 5'-3' RNA helicase activity. The coding region runs from base 984 to 3626 and encodes 880 amino acids. The record is from RefSeq and is a predicted model, not a curated record. The transcript has 5 exons.
CAACAUUCGAUGUCUUCUGCUUCCCUCCUCUGUUUCAAUAAUCAGGUUCUGUUCUGUGGGGGCCAUGAGUCGUAUAACUUUCUGAGUUCUGGAAAAGCAAAAGUAACGUAUCCUUUUCUUCUUGGUUCUGAUUCUUCCUGAGGGAAGAGGGGAGCAGCCAUUAAGGAACCCCAAAAGACGCUUUCUCACUUGCUACCUCCAGUCUCUACUGCUUUGAAGUCCGGAACCCCAAAAGGUAUGGACUAUGGACAGUCUUUGAUUCUGUAGUUUGCUCAACUGAGUGAGUUCUUCUUUGUUACGGGUAAGAAAAGGGCCAUUCUCAUCUUCUCUCAAUCUGCAUUGGAUCAUCUUCGUCUUCUCUUCACAUAAUCUUUUUGGGUUUUGAUUGAAAGGGGGAACUCAUAGCAUUUUUGUGCUCUUUGUAAAUAGUGAUGACGAUGAUGAGUAUUACUUGCAUUUCGGAACUAUCAUCUGUUUAACAUCUGAAUUGUAGUUGGUAAUUCAUAUGGCUUGAACUCCUAUUUCCCUUUUUAGGCAAAGGUUGGUUUCACAUCUCCUAUUUCUCAGUCUCAUUAGCGGCUUAUCUUUGCAGGGUUUUCUUCCCCAAUAAACCCCAUUCUGAUUUCCUCAUUUCCUCAUCUGGGUAGUCGGGAAAUGGGUUUUAUUUCUUGGGUAAAUUGUUGUUAGGAUGCAUCUCUUUCUCUGUUGCCCGCCGUUCUUCACAUCGAUUAUAACCUCCAUGGGGUCUCUUUGACGCCCUCUUUUCGUCCAUCCUUUUCAUCAACAUAGUUUCAGUUGGUUCUUAGGCAUUUAAUCAUGCUUUCUAGCAAAGUGCAUGAAGUUAUUCUAUCCUUUGUAGCACUAAGGUGCCUGUAGCUAUUCUAUCAUUCAUAGCUUAAAUCUUGGGUGUAAACUGCUUAGAGAAUAUUGUUUGUUUUUAUCAGGGACUGAAGGUAUUGGUUGGUAUAAAUAUCAAUUUUCUCAUGGGUAGCAUUAGGGGUGACGAUUGGGAUGAGGAAUGCUCUUACAUUGGAGACAAAGGAGAGAUUGGAUUUAUUGAUUACGAGGAUGAUAAAUCAGUAUGCAGCUACAAUCCGCAUGAUGAAGGCCCAAUUGUUAUUUCUGUCCCAUUCCCUUUUAACCGUGGAAAGCCUCAAUCCGUAUUUGUAGGGGAAACAGCUGCACAUUCUAUCACGAUACAUAAUACCACCUCUGAACCAGUUGAACUUUGGGCAGUUAAGAUUUACUGUUCAACCCCUGCAGACUCUUACACACUAUCGUUGAUGGAACCUCCUUCAGUGAAUUCAGAUAUGGAGACCAUUCGAGGCUUCUUAGAAUCUUUUUCCUUGGAAGAUAGAGUCCUUCAGCCAGGCCAGAUUCUCAAAAUAUGGUUAUCAUGCAAACCGAAGGACAUUGGUUUGCACACGACAGUGGUGCAUUUUGAUGUUGGUGAUGACAGGAUAGAGCGGGUUGUUUUUCUUUUGGUUGAAGAUAAGGUUGCCCAAUCUCUGUCUGCAGACAAGCCAUAUUCAAGAGCCCCCCGAAGGAAACAAUUUGCAGUUAAGGAGUAUGUGGCAGGUUCUCGUCCUGCAAGGGGAGCACCAAUACGAAGUUUCAAGUAUAGGCUUCCUCAUUAUGAGAUCCCAAAAGACCUUAGGGAUAUGUUGGAGAGUAAAAAAGUCCCUUAUGUUAUCACAGAAGGUCUAACAAGGGAGAAUUAUGUUGAAUACUUCAAUGUUUUAUUGAUUAUGGAAGAAUUACAUAUGGAGGAAGAAAUGAGGGGCCAUGACAUGGAAUGUGUCACCAUGAAGAAGAGGGGAGCUCAAUUCUUGGCCCUUGAGGUACCUGGACUGGCUGAGAAAAGACCUUCAUUGGUCUACGGUGACUAUGUUUUUGCCAAGCUUGCUGCUUCAGAUCUAGAUGACAAUGCCCCACCAUAUCAGGGGUUCAUACAUCGUGUUGAGGCUGACGAAGUGUUGUUGAAGUUUGCCGAUGAAUUCCACCAGCGGCACUGUGACACUAACAUGUACAAUGUUAGAUUCAGUUACAAUAGGGUGAAUAUGAGAAGGCAAUAUCAGGCUGUUUCUUCAGCACAAAGUUUAGACAAUGUUCUCCUCUUUCCAUCGCAACGAUCCAAUAAGAGGGUGAUCGAUACAAACCCAAUGGUUCCCUUGAAUCAAACUCUCAAUGAAGAGCAAAUGGUUUCGGUUGAAAUGAUACUGGGUUGCAAAGGAGCACCACCUUAUGUGAUUCAUGGGCCACCAGGUACAGGUAAAACCAUGACAUUGGUGGAAGCAAUCUUACAGCUUUAUACAAAUGGAAAGACAGCCAGGAUUCUUGUUUGUGCGGCCUCUAAUUGUGCAGCAGAUCACAUAUUAGAGAGGCUCACCUCUAAGGAUAUUAUUGAAGUUCGGGAGAAUGAGAUAUUCAGGUUAAAUGCUCAAAACCGUCCUUAUGAGGACCUUCACCCUGACCAUAUCCGUUUUUGCUUCUUUGAGGAUCUGAUCUUCAAGUGUCCUCCAUUGAGGGCUUUGAUGCGCUACAGGAUCAUUGUAUCCACUUAUAUGAGUGCAUCUCUGCUAUAUGGUGAAGGCAUCAAACGAGGCCACUUCUCUCAUAUUUUCUUGGAUGAGGCUGGCCAAGCUUCUGAGCCAGAGACAAUGAUCCCUAUUUCACAUCUUUGCCGAAGGGAAACUAUUGUUGUUUUGGCUGGAGAUCCAAUGCAAUUAGGCCCCGUUGUCUACUCCAGAGAUGCAGAGACAUACGGUUUAGGAAAAUCAUACCUAGAAAGGCUCUUUGAAUGUGAAUGCUACUACAGUGAGGAUGGAAAUUUUGUCACAAAACUGGUGAGGAAUUAUCGAUGCCAUCCAUCAAUCCUGGAAUUACCUUCAAGGCUCUUCUAUAAGGGGGAAUUGAUUGCCUGUAAAGAAGAGACAAAUGCCUCUAUGUGUUCUUGGUUGGAUAUCCUUCCUAACAAAGAGUUUCCAGUUAUGUUCAUUGGAAUUCAAGGAUGUGAUGAAAGGGAAGGAAAUAAUCCAUCGUGGUUUAAUCGAAUUGAGGCUAGCAAGGUUGUAGAGAUCAUCACGAAGCUGAGAACAAUGGGCGAUGUGAACGAGUCAGAUGUUGGGAUAAUAACUCCUUAUCGCCAGCAAGUACUUAAGUUAAAGAAAGCCCUUGAAAAUCUGGAUAUGCUGGAUCUAAAGGUUGGGAGUGUGGAACAAUUUCAGGGACAAGAAAGGGAAUUCAUAAUUGUCUCUACUGUCAGAUCUACAGUCAAGCACAAUGAAUUUGAUAGAGCACAUUGUUUGGGAUUUCUUAGCAAUCCCAGGAGAUUUAAUGUUGCUAUUACUCGUGCGAAAUCUUUGCUCAUAAUUGUUGGUAACCCGCAUAUUAUCUGCAAGGAUCCAUAUUGGGCUAAGAUUUUAUGGCAUUGCUCUGACAACAACUCUUAUCAGGGUUGUCCUCUCCCUGAAAGGCUAGAGGAUCCCAAGGAAUAUUGGGAUGGUGAAGACAAUACACAGCCCUCUGACAAUGCAGCAUGGGGUGAUGAAUCCUUCCAGCCCCAGGUAGAAGAGACACCUCAGCCAGUUACUGAUGAAGCUGAAUGGUCAGAUGGGUGGAAGUAAACAAAUUCGUCAGGAGUGUGGCACUGUAAAGUUUCCUUUUCAGUGUUUUCUUAUACUAUGAUGAAUCAUUUCUUUUCUAGUAAAUGCCAUACCCUUCUACGGGUAAUUUCAGGUAUUAUAAUCUGGUCCAUUUGGUUAGGGUGAUUUUAUUUAUUGGAGUGGAAGUUGUAAUUUGAAAGAGAAAUGGGGUGGACCUUUUCAUACAUUGGGUUAUCCUGAGCGGUAGUAUUUGUUUACUAUGAAACCGAGUGUUAUUAUACUAUCACAAGGCAAUUCACUCCCCCAACCCAUCAUCUGGAUGUACAGAACUUUUCUGUAUACUGAAUGAUGUUGAGCUUUA